AUGAGUGGAAACAGCGCUACAAAAAGGAAGAUUACGGAUCGGGUUGAUUGCGAUAUGGCGCGACGAGGUGUAUGGCUUGUUAAGGUUCCACGAUAUUUGUCGAGUAUGUGGGAGAAGCAUGCUGGACGUGAUGUGGGUACAUUGGUAAUCAAACCUGGAAGUGGUAAAACAGAUAUUAUUUUCAAGAGUAAUCGUGCUAUUUCACAAAUACCUGAGUCUUCAACAAACCCGUCAGAACCGUCUUCGUCGGGUGUAUCUCAACAGUCCGCAGCCAAUCAGUCUCGACCAUCAUCAUCGAUCGCUCCGUUAGGCAAGAAAACCUCCUCGGUGUCUGGGAUUCCUGAUGAAUAUUCAUUUCUCAUUUCCGAUGUGAAAAAUCAAUCUCUCAGUGUUCUAUCUGAAGAUAAGAGUGGACUGAAUGAGGAUAGUGACGUUUGUUCGGGUCGCUUAAGCCUCGAAGGUCGUGUCGUGAAACGCGCCGAUUGUCGUCCACCGCAAACGGCCAGUUAUCUGAGAAUGAAAAUUAAACACAUCGAGAGAAGUAGUAUACCGAAACGUCAGCUGAAACAGAUCGACAAAGCAGAAGUGAAAUUCAAACCAGUUGCAAUCCACGCUGAAACGUUGGCGCGUGAACGUCAGAAGAAGGAAGGUGCGAAGACCGUACGUGGUGAUAAGGAUGUGAUAAGACAAGCCAUAUUCCAAGCUUUCGAAAAGCAUCAAUAUUAUCGACUGAUCGAUCUGCAGAAGUUAACAAAUCAACCACCCGGAUUUGUGAAGGAGAUUUUAACCGAAAUCGCCGUAUACAAUACCUCACCACCACACAAAUCAAUGUGGGAACUGAAACCGGAAUACAGAAAUUAUGCUGAUGUGAAGAAAGUAAUUGACGACUAG
Messenger RNA from Anisakis simplex (herring worm), 891 nucleotides. The record is from the annotation of a GenBank genome assembly. NCBI's taxonomy places the organism in Eukaryota, Metazoa, Nematoda, Chromadorea, Rhabditida, Anisakidae.